Molecule: messenger RNA, 735 nt
Organism: Pochonia chlamydosporia 170
Lineage: Eukaryota; Fungi; Ascomycota; Sordariomycetes; Hypocreales; Clavicipitaceae
Exons: 1
Coding region: 1-735 (244 amino acids)
Source: RefSeq, a predicted model, not a curated record
AUGGCAGCCGACGCUCCUACAACAGCAAUUCCACACAUCCACCUCCUGUGUAUGGAGACUGCUUGCAGUGACGCAUUCACCAAAGCUCUCGAAUCGUACCAACUACCCUCACCAGUACAGUUUGAGCUUCACCGCGCCGCUCUUCAGUUCGUCCCAGACACUGCCAAGUUCGACCUCGUCGUCUCUCCAGCAAACUCGUACGGCCGCCUGGACGGGGGCUUUGAUGAUGCCAUCUCUCGCGCCUUCUCACCCCGGGAUAACUACCUCGCUCUCACCAAGGUUGCUCAAUCAAAGUUGUACCAAGAGUGGUUUGGCUUUGCUCCGCCAGGGAGCUGCACUCUGGUCCGUAUUCCAGUAGAGUUUCAGGAGACGUCUAAGAAUGUUUGGGGGACAAAGUUUAUCGCUCUGUGUCCUACCAUGCGGACUCCGCAAGAGGUACGGUGGGAUAGAGAAGUCGUGUACGAGAGCGUAUGGAGUCUUUUGGUGACUAUCGACAAGCACAAUAGGGCAGUGGAACGAGGCGAGGGUGAUCCUGGGGACAAGAUUUCGACGAUACUGAUGACGCCACUGGCAACUGGAAUUGGUAGAGUGAAUCCUGAGAGAUGGGCUCAUCAAAUGCUGUUGGCCAUAAAGCAUUUCGUGGAUGCAAAGCAGCAUCCAGAUAAAUGGAGCUCGUUGAAGCCCGCUGAGAUCUUUGACUAUGCCAACGAAGUUGUUGACACUUGGGCAAUGUAA